AUGCUGACAGGCACAGAGCACCGGACUGGGGAAUCAGAUGGAACUAGUGAGAAUCCACCAGAGAGAUGUCCCAGUCCUCAGUAUUCCCAGGACUGUCCAGAGGAGAAACCAAAUAUCCCACUGGAUCAUCAGGAAAGUUCUGGUAGAAUUGAAAAACCUGUAUCAAUGUCUGUGAAAGGUGAAGACAGGAUGAACGACUCCCAUGGACAUCUCCAUUUAUCUUCCUAUCAUGAAGCAGAAGAUAACAAUACCACACAAGAUGAUUCAAUAACUCCUAAUGUACCCUCGAUCCUUCAUAGCGGAGAUCUAUCCACCGAUACCGCUACUCAGAAGAAAUCAUUAGCAAAUCAAUCAGUGACUGGCAGAAAAAGAUCGAAACAGAAAUGUGGGAAAAUAUUUUCAUGUGAGAGACGUGUUAAAAAGAAAUCAAAUCUUUUUUUGCAUGAUAGAAAUCCCAAAGACAAAAAGUCAUUUUCAGGCACAGAAUGUGGAAAAUCUUUUAGCAUGAAAUCCAUUCUAGUUAGACAUCAGAGAACUCACACAGGGGAGAAGCCAUUUUCAUGUCCUGAAUGUGGGAAAGGCUUUAAUCGCAUAUCAUCUCUACCUUAUCAUCGGAGAACUCAUGAAAGAGUGAAGCCAUUUCUGUGUUCUGAUUGUGGGAAAUGUUUUAGACAGAAAUCAGAUCUUUGUAGACAUGAGAAAACUCACACAGGAGAGAAGCCAUUUUCAUGUCCUGAAUGUGGGAAAGGCUUUAAUCAGCAAUCAUCUCUUCCUUACCAUCAGAAAACUCAUGAAAGAGUGAAGCCAUUUCCAUGUCCAGAUUGUGGGAAAUGUUUUAGACAGAAAUCAGAUCUUCAUAGACAUAAGAGAACUCACACAGGUGAGAAGCCAUUUUCAUGUCCUGAAUGUGGGAAGUGUUUUGGUCUGAAAACACAACUUGUGAGCCAUCAAAGAACCCACUUAGAGGAGAAGCCAUUUUCAUGUUCACAAUGUAGAAAAUGUUUCAAAAGUCAAUCAGGUUUUUUUCGGCAUCGGAGAACUCACAAAGGGGAGAAGCCAUUUUCAUGUCUUGAAUGUGGGAAGUGUUUUAGUGAAAAAUCAACUCUUGUUAAGCAUCAAAAAACUCACACAGGGGAGAAACCAUUUAACUGUCCUGAAUGUGGGAAGUAUUUUAGAGAGAGAGCAAUGCUUAACAGACAUCUAAGAAGUCACACAGGAGAGAAGCCAUUUUUAUGUCUUGAGUGCGGAAAAUGUUUUAGUGAGAAAUCAAAUCUUGUUAGACAUCAGAAAACUCACACAGGGGAGAAGCCAUUUAUGUGUCCUGAAUGUGGUAAGAAUUUUGGUGCAAAAUCAAUACUUAUAAAACAUCUAAGAAGUCACACAGGAGAGAAGCCAUUUAUGUGUCCUGAAUGUGGGAAACGAUUUACUCAGAAAUCACAUCUUGUAAAACAUAGAACAGUCCACUUCGGAGAGAAGCCAUUUUUAUGUUCAGAAUGUGGGAAGUCUUUUAGUCAGAAACAGAGUCUUGUUAAACAUGAGAGAACUCACUCAGAGAAGAAGACAUUGUAAUGUGCAGAUUGUAGGACACAUGACAGAUGUGGAGCUUCAUUGUGGGACCUGCUGCCUAAUCAUGUCUUCUGAUGUAUAACUUACAAUUUCCCAUAUUGCUGACAUUUCCUCAGAAUAGGUCAUCAAUACCAGAUCGACAAGGCUCUAACUCCCAGCAACCCAGGCGAUCAGCUGUUUGUAGAGGCUGCAGCUCUUGUACAAGUACUUUGGUCCCAUUAUUGUUUACAUGCACACCAUCGCUCAGAGUAAUUGUAGAUGCUUCGCUCCAUUCACUUGAAUGGGAUGGAGUAGUUGUUACAGCUGAUUGGCGAGGAUGCCGGCUAUCGGACCCCCACCAAUCAUAUAAUGAUGACCUAUCCUGAAGAUUGGUCAUCAAUAUAAAUUGCUGCACAACAUCAUCAAGUUCAUGUGUGCUUUAAUCAAAGCUGUUGUGGAGGAAGCAAAGGGUCAUCUCGUUUGACUUCACAUAUAAUGGAAAUAAUGGAAAGCAAAGCUGUCAUCUUAUUGGUGAAAAGUGCAGAACAUAUUGUUUUAGGUUGUGGCCAGUUUCCCAUCAGUUUGAUUUCAUAAAGAGAAAGGGGUUUUAUUAAAGGGGUUGUCUCACGUCAG
Bufo gargarizans (Asiatic toad) is the source of this 2178-nucleotide messenger RNA. Its product is annotated as gastrula zinc finger protein XlCGF26.1-like. The record is from RefSeq and is a predicted model, not a curated record. NCBI's taxonomy places the organism in Eukaryota, Metazoa, Chordata, Amphibia, Anura, Bufonidae. The transcript has 4 exons. Bases 1 to 1569 code for a protein of 522 amino acids.